AUGGCGGCUGCUGAACUCUCUAAUUUAUGUUCUCAGCUCUCACUCCAAGAGGGAGAGAAACCAAAAGUAGUUAUUAGCCAGGAUCUGUUGGAAGAAGGCGACGGUGGUGCUCAGUUUUUCUCUUUAAUUGGAAAGUUUUUCACUGAAAAGAAGGCCAAUUUGGAGGGAAUGAGAACAACUUUGUUCAACGCUUGGAAAUUGCAAAUGGGGCUGAUAGUAAAGGAGGUAGGGGAAAAGAUCUAUAUGUUCCAGUUUAAGGAUGAGGCAGAGAGGGAUCGAGUUUUGGUCACUCAGCCGUGGCAUUUUAAUAGGAUUUUGUUGGUUUUGAAGAAAUACGAUGGGGUCGAGAAGCCUGAGGAAGUGGAUUUUACGUUCUGUCCUUUUUGGGUUCGUAUUUUUGAUCUUCUUCCAAUCAUGAUGACGGCGAAGGUAGGCGCAGCAGUUGGAGAGCUAAUCGGGCCUGUUUUGGAGGUCGAUGAACAGUGGGGAGAAGUCGAGUUUCGGUAUGAAUCAAUGCCGGAUAUUUGCUUGGUUUGCGGGAUGUUUGAUCAUAUUAGUGAGAAUGAUUGUCCAGUGGCUACUGAAAUGAGGUUGAAAUUGGGGCGAGUUAUCAGGAGGUUUACACCUUGGAUUAGAGCAGAAUCCCCUCGUUUCAAACCUAGCAGGUUAAAUGGAGGGGAUGGUAGUUUUCGCUUGAGCGAUUCAGCAUCUCGGCGGUUGAGUCUUUUAUCAGUCGCGUCAGGCUCUUCAUUUCAUUCAGUCCGAGGAGGGCGAGAUUUGCAACCUUCUCCCUCUGUGGGUGACAAUCGUAGGAGUAACCGGCCUCAUGUUGAUAGUAUGGUGUUGCGGGGUAAACAGGUGGCGCGUGCCCUGUUUUCAGAUGAUGAGUCGUGUGAGAUUCUAUCUCGGCAGCCGAGGAAUGAGGGUCCAAGGAUUGCGGACCAAGAUGAGUUAGUUGGUGCCGUUGCGAAAAGAGUGGAAACAGUUGCGCAGAGAGUGGAACCAACUCAGAGUUACACAGAUGAGGCUGAUGAGCUAUAUGGGGAUUUGGGCUUGGACUUGGCGACGGGUAUUGGGCCUUCGACUUUGGGCCUAGGAGGAUCAAGGCAGCCUCACAAUGGUAGUGGGCUGAAUAAGAUGAAUAAUAUGGGUUCUGUUUUGGGUAAUGAGAUUCCUGGAAUUGAGCAAUUCAGGCUGGGCUUGGGAGAUAUAGCUGCUGGUUUGGAUAACUCGGUGCCUAAGGAAGGGGUUUUAUCAACGCAGAAUUUAGCAUUGCUGCAGAAUGACCAGGUUAGACAAUUAUUAGCUGACUUAGCUGCUGCCUCUCCCUCCUUUGUUUUUGGGGCAACUACUUCUACUUCUUCUCCUUCUCGCCGUGUAAGGAAGUGGAAAAAGGCUGCACGUGCUUCACAGUCCACUUCUCUUAAUCUGGUGGCUGGUCAGAGUAACGUUAAGGAGGGGCGAAAGAGGCUGUCUGGCAGUAGUAUUCUAAUGCCAAAUACCGGUGGUUUGGUGAAGCGGUCCCGUGAGCAUGCUAUGGAGGUUGGUUCGACGCAGUCAGCAGGUCAAGACGUAGAGGGGUUGGCGCCUUAUUUAGCUGGCAACAGUGGAAAGGAUGUUGCAACGAAGCAGGAAAAUGUGAGAACUGUUAGUGAGAUGGAUUGGAUUAGAUCUCGUUUAGGAUUUGAUUAUUGUUUUGCUGUGGAUUGUAAUGGCCGGUCUGGUGGAUUGGCUUUUUUGUGGAUGGCUGAUAAUAAUGUUUCGCUUUUGUCUUAUUCUUUUUUCCAUAUUGAUGUUUGUAUUGGUAGUAGUGAUAUUGAUAAAUGGCGUUUUACUGGAUUUUAUGGUAGACCAGAGACCUAUAAACGUCAUGAAUCCUGGGCUCUUCUUCGUUCCUUAUGUGAUAGGUACUCUAUUCCUUGGCUAUGUGCUGGGGAUUUCAACGAAUUAAUUUCCAGUGCAGAGAAGGAGGGUGGAGCUUUGAGAUCUAGUCGUCAAAUGGAUUUGUUUAAGUCUGUAAUUGAUUACUGUGGUUUCCAUGAAUUGCCUGUAGUAGGUCCUUUGAUGACUUGGCAUCGUAGGAUUAAAGGGGAAUUAGUUUUUGAAAGGCUGGAUAGGAGUUUUGCUACUGAGUCAUGGUGGAGAAAGUUUGGUUCUUCUUUUGAAAAGCAUUUGAUAUCCUCCGCGUCAGAUCAUCUCCCACUCUUAAUUUCUAUAUCUAGUAGGACACAAGUUUUUUCAAAACGUAAAAGGAGCUUUAAAUUUGAAGAUAUGUGGUGUUCUCAUGAGAAUUUUGAAAAAAUAGUUAAAGAUUCUUGGUGCUCAUCUAGCCAGGAAAUUGCAUCAAAGUUAGCAGACUGUAGUUUAGCUUUGGAGCAGUGGAAUAAAACAGAAUUUGGCAAUUUGCAAUGUAAUAUAGCCUAUAAAAAGAAGGAGUAUGAAUUGCUUUAUGCUGAUUAUGGUGCGGGUAGUAUGGUGCAAUUUGAAAAAUGUAAAUUGGAGUUGGAUAAGUUAUAUAGGAGGGAGGAGUUGCUUUGGCGGCAACGUUCCAAGGCCUUAUGGCUAAAGGAAGAUAUGAUAUCUAGAUUGGAUGCUUCUUUCACGGCAAAGGAGGUUAAAGAGGCGGUUUUUCAGAUGUCCUGUUCAAAGGCGCCGGGUCCAGAUGGUUUUUCACCGGGUUUUUAUCAAAGGUGUUGGCUUAUAGUGGGAGCUGAUGUUACAUGUUUUGUGCUUGAUUUUCUUAAUAAUGGAGAAACACAAAGUGCUUUUGUACCAGAUCGAAUGAUUUAUGAUAAUGCAAUGAUUUCUUUUGAAACUGUUCAUUUCAUGAGGAAUAAAAGAACUGGACGGCAGGCUCAUAUGGCUCUUAAGUUGGAUCUCAGUAAAGCCUACGAUAGAGUCGAAUGGACUUUUUUGGAGGAAACAAUGCGAGUCAUGGGUUUUCCAAUAAAAUGGGUUUCCUUGGUUAUGAAGUGUGUUCGGUCAGUUUCUUAUUCUGUGAUAGUAAAUGAUGAGCAAUGCCAACGUUUUAUUCCAUCUAGAGGAUUAUGGCAAGGUGAUCCUUUGUCACCUUAUCUGUUCGUGCUAUGUAUGGAGGUUUUUUCUAGCAUGAUUGAGUCAGCUAAUGGGACAGCGGAAUAUUUCUCAACAGGGCAUUUCAUGGAAGCUCGGCUUGGCUCUAAUCCGUCGUUUGUUUGGCGUAGUUUACUUGCGGUUAGGAAAGUAAUUGAAGAGGGUUCUCGGUGGAGGGUAGGUAGUGGUAAUCUUGAUGUAUGGGAAGAUUGCUGGGUUGAUAAUUUAAACUCUUGUCGUCCUUUGCCACGGAUUGAUACGCAUAAACCAUCAAUUAGAGUGGCGGAUCUCAUUGAUUUUGAAAACCGGUCAUGGAAUAUUGAUAUGGUGUUGAAUACGUUUGAGAAGGAGGAUGCUUGGCGUAUUCUCAGUCUUGCUAUUCCUCGACAGCCGGUUCCUGAUAGAUUAAUUUGGAAUGAUAACAAGCUGGGUUGUUUCUCGGUACGCUCUGCUUAUUAUAUGGCGAGAAGAUUAUUGGGCCGUGAUGUGAUGCCUAUUGGAAGUCGUUUACCCAUUUGGAAGUACAUAUGGAGUGCUUCUGUUCCGCCUAAAAUUAAAUAUUUUGCUUGGCGCCUGGUUUGGAAUAUUUUGCCAGCCAAAAAUAUAUUAAGGCAUAGAGGUCUAGAUGUUAGUGACAAUUGUGAGGUUUGUGUGGAGGUUGAAACAUCGAUUUACCAUGUUUUUUUCGGUUGCCGGUUUAGUGAGCUAGUUUGGGAGAGCGUCUGCCUUUGGGUUCCGAUCUGUUUAGAGCAAUGGGACUCCGAGACUGAUUUUUGGAAUUACUUUGUUGAUAAAGCGGCUACUGUUGGUCACUUGGACAAGGCUUUAUAUGUAUUAUGGGCAUUACGGUACAAUCGGAACAGGUCCAUGCAUGAUUCGACUUGUUCUACACCUGCUGCAUUGGUGAAGUUAGUAGUUUCCAUGGAAGCACAAGUUGCUAAUGCAAUAGGGGUUAAUAUUGUGGACAAUCUUAGUAAACACAAGCAGGUAGAGUGGAAUCCGCCACCACCUGGCAUACUGAAAAUAAAUUCGGAUGCCUCUUGUUGUGCUGCUAGAGGAGAGGCAGGUUUAGGGGUUGUGAUCCGUAAUAGCAAUGGCGAGGUAGUGGUUUCAGGAUCGAGAAAGUUAUACUUUGUUUCUGAUCCUUUAUAUGCUGAGGUCCAUGCCAUACUUUUUGGCUUCGAAUUGGCACUGGAAUAUGGUGUGGAUGAUUGUAUGUUUGAAAGUGAUUCGCUUUCUGCUAUUACUGAGAUUAAAAAGCAUGGUUUAUCUUUUUGGGAAGGGGGUGUUCUAAUAGAUGAGAUAAGGGAUUUGGCAACUUUAUUUGACAAAUGUACUUUCCAUUUUGUUAAUAGGGAAGCCAACGAUUUGGCACAUAGGAUAGCUAGUUUAGGGCUUGACGAUGUGUGGUGCGGGAGUGUUCCUCCUAGCGUUUUGUAA
This is a messenger RNA of Corchorus capsularis, 4512 nucleotides long. NCBI's taxonomy places the organism in Eukaryota, Viridiplantae, Streptophyta, Magnoliopsida, Malvales, Malvaceae. The record is from the annotation of a GenBank genome assembly.